This is a messenger RNA of Vanrija pseudolonga, 291 nucleotides long. RefSeq lists its product as uncharacterized. Lineage: Eukaryota; Fungi; Basidiomycota; Tremellomycetes; Trichosporonales; Trichosporonaceae. The transcript has 2 exons. The record is from RefSeq and is a predicted model, not a curated record. The coding region runs from base 1 to 291 and encodes 96 amino acids.
AUGUUUCGCAAACUAGUAGCCAUGGACGGCCCGACUGUGGCCAAGCUAUCCAAGAUCCAGCAGCAGCAUCUCCGCUGGGAGCGAACGCCACUCGCCGCCAAGGAUGUCGGACAGUUCUUUGGCUCGUUGCAACUCUAUCACACGACGCAAGAGGGCGCCGACCACGUUGCCGCCAACCAGUUGGUCGAGACCCUCGGCAUCGCUCGCAUGUCCAACCUAUUCUUUAGGCACCUGGCUUCGGAGGAGGUUGCGGGCACCGAGCGCGAGAGGAGCCUGUGGAUGACUCAGUAG